CUCGGCCCAAAAUCCGGGUCAGGUGAUGUUGCCCCUGAUUGACACUCGUGCAGCGACGAUCAGACUCUCGUGAGCGACCAGAGAACGCGUGCAAAGGUCCCGCUGAAACCAUACGUGAUACCUCCUCCCGCCCAAAGCAAGAUGGAACAAACUACUCCACCAGAACCCGAUCCGUCGCUUGUUCUCGAUGAAGAGAUAUCGAAACUCCGCUCUGAAAUUCAAAAUCUGACAAAGCGCCGACGGGUUUUAUCAGCCAGUCUGCUCUCCACCAAUGCAGUCCAGAGUGCUCUAGGACGACAAAAUGCGUCCGAUUCAAAUCCAAGCCUCGUCCCCGUUGUCUUGGACAGCCAGAACCACGCGCUUUCCAACCACCAUCGAGCUGUGUUUUCCACCACAUCGUUCCCUUUCAAGGACCCUUCCCCGCACUCCCGGUCGCAGAAUCUCUUGGGAAUACGUAUUGACAUCUGUACCCGAGGCGGCAGAUACUCUAAACCGUAUUAUCUCCUACUCAAACGUGCACACAGCGACCAAAAAUUGCUGCGAGUUCACAGACAUACCAUACCCGCGUUCAUUCCGUUAAAUCAGCUAGAAAGAAGGUAUCUCGCCGUGCCAGACGUCGACUUCGAACUUCAGCAAGCCUUAAAGGCAAAACCGGGAAAACAAGACCUCAAGAGGUUUGUUCGCCAGCUCAGACGAGAACUCGUUGCAUGGCACUUGCGGAGAGACGCUAUCGCGUGGCUUCGAGAGGAGCUGGGUAUUGACAAAGUCGAGUGUGUCAGGGAUUCUCAAGGGUCAGAUUCACUUGCCGUAAAGCUUGGAAUAUCGUCUAUAACACCAGCCUCACUUGAGACACGUUACCUCCGUUUUGAAUGGCGCGAUGGGCGUGUGGGUCAGAUUCAAUUGUCUAGUCAAGGGCUCGUCGAGCGCGCAGUGGUUGUGAGCAGCGAAGGCCGUGAUAUGACAACGGAAAAUCUGUUUUUGAGAGGCGAUCGUAGGAUUGAGACCGCGGUUCAAAGGCUACUCGAUGCGAACAUGACUGGCUAAAAGGGGG
Molecule: messenger RNA, 1051 nt
Organism: Coccidioides posadasii C735 delta SOWgp
Lineage: Eukaryota; Fungi; Ascomycota; Eurotiomycetes; Onygenales; Onygenaceae
Cellular component (GO): kinetochore; Mis6-Sim4 complex
Source: RefSeq, a predicted model, not a curated record